This is a messenger RNA of Cyprinodon tularosa, 782 nucleotides long. Its product is annotated as glycogen synthase kinase binding protein. The record is from RefSeq and is a predicted model, not a curated record. The transcript has a single exon. Lineage: Eukaryota; Metazoa; Chordata; Actinopteri; Cyprinodontiformes; Cyprinodontidae. Gene Ontology annotation, cellular component: cytoplasm. Bases 95 to 553 code for a protein of 152 amino acids.
UCAUCCAUUGUUUACAAAUCAAACGGCUUGUUUGUGUGCGGUGAGCGGAGCAGAGCUGCCCGGUUCCGUCCGGUUCGACUCGAGCCAAAGAGAGAUGCCGUGUUUGAAGGAGAACUACCUCGUGCUGCAGCAGUCCGUGACCGUGGACCCCGCGGAGGUGGACGCGCUGGUCACGAAGAUCGGAGAGACGCUCCAGCUCCACGGAGCGCCGGGGGGCCACCAGAGGAGCGGCCCCGGGCCCUGCGGGGCGCCGGUGGUCCCGUACCUGAAGCAGAAUCCCCAGAGCUGCUGCCUAAAGAUCCGGACCCAGCGGGGGAACCACCGGACUCGCAGCCCCUACCAGCUACCGAGCCACGCGGGGCAGAACUGGGAUCAGAUCGGUCCGUGGAACAGGAAACGGAUCCCGGUUCGGGUCCAGGAGGAAGACCCGCACCGGCUGCUCCAGGAACUCAUUCUGUCCGGAAAUCUGAUCAAGGAAGCGGUUCGGAGGCUGCAGUUCUCCCCGGACUGCAGAGACCUGCCGCGGGUUCCGGACAGCCUGCCCUGCGCCUGACGGACCGAACCGAACCCUGACAAUCAGACCGGACCUACUGGGACCUUCGGUUCUGUUUGGAUCAUUGAACACGUGCCUGUGCUGAUGAUGGAGGGUACGUGCUGGACGGGGGGAACAUGGGUGGGGGCGGGGGGGGUCACUGUGCACGCGCAGCAGACACGUGCACGGAGAAGACUUGAACAAUCACAUCCGGUUAUUUACUGAGGGCGGGGUUUGUGAUUCCCCACCC